Myxocyprinus asiaticus (Chinese sucker) is the source of this 1277-nucleotide messenger RNA. RefSeq names its product O-acyl-ADP-ribose deacylase 1 (gene oard1). The record is from RefSeq and is a predicted model, not a curated record. Lineage: Eukaryota; Metazoa; Chordata; Actinopteri; Cypriniformes; Catostomidae. The coding region runs from base 435 to 923 and encodes 162 amino acids. Gene Ontology annotation, biological process: peptidyl-glutamate ADP-deribosylation. The transcript is spliced from 5 exons.
UGAGGACUCGAAGUGAAAAAGAAACCUACUACCGUCUCGUUGUCUUAUAUUUUAUUUACAGUUAUUUAAUCAAACUAAAGGAACAUUUCGGCUUCAUUGGUGUGGUAAGUUUUUAGACAACCAGCUCUAAAUAGCAGCCAACGUAACCAGCCAGUGAAUGAUAGAUAGCAUUAGCAAACACCUUAACCGUGUAAAUAUUCUGUAGCAGUUUGCUUUACUAUAACAUAUAUUUUAUAACUAAUGAUUAAGACGCGAUCAUUAUAAGCUGUACAGAGGAUGCCGGGGCUUUUUGUCACUCGAAGAAGGUGUCAUAAGUGCUAUGUUUCGGUAAUUUUUAGGUUUCAUGCCUUUGUGCCAUUUUGGCGUUUGCUCUUUAUGACAUGUCUGUCUGGUAUUGAUCAACAUUAACUCACCACAGUGAAGUCUCUGCUCAAAUGUCAAAGGGAUCUAAAGUUUGUGCGGAUGAAGACACGAGAGAUCUCCCAUGCAGCUCAGGAUGGGAGCUGCAACACAUAAGAGGAGAUCUGUUCACCUGUCCAGCCACAGAUGCCCUGGCACACUGCAUCAGUGAAGACUGCCACAUGGGAGCAGGUGUUGCUGUGCUCUUCAAGAAGAAAUUUGGUGGAACUGAGGAGCUUCUGGCUCAGAUGAAGCGGCAUGGCCAGUGUGCUGUUCUUAAAAGAUCUGGUCGUUUCGUGUACUACCUGAUCACAAAGAAAAAGUACUACCAAAAGCCCACCUAUGACAUUCUUAGAAAGAGCCUUGUGUCUAUGAGAGAACACUGCCUGGCCAAUGGUGUUACCAGAAUAUCCAUGCCUCGGAUUGGCUGUGGGCUGGAUAAACUAAAGUGGGAAAACGUGUCUUCCAUUAUUACAGAAGUCUUCCAGAACACAAAAACCUGCAUCACUGUGUAUACGAUCUAGACUAUAGCAGGUCUGAAAUUCACAUUAAUUGUUCUUAAACAAUGGUCAAAGGGGUGCUCUUUAUUCCAAUGGAAUUUCACUUUUUUUCUAGAGGUGUGUAGCUGGUUCCUUAGUCUUUUUGGAAGUGGGUUUUUGAGAUUCUUAAUCUUAAGAUUCUAAAUUAAGGUUCAAAAACUGUCCUAGAAAUGUACACACAAAAUAUGACCAAUAUUACAAUCAAUUGUUUUUUCCUAUAUUAGAAUCUAGUAUUUUUCCUGUUCCUCCUGUUCCAUGUGGUGUAUGGAUGUUUUUUCACCACUAGAGGUUGUGAUUUGAUUUGUUUGAAUCUCAAAAUGAAGAAAUCGUUUGAUAAAA